Dentiscutata erythropus is the source of this 915-nucleotide messenger RNA. NCBI's taxonomy places the organism in Eukaryota, Fungi, Glomeromycota, Glomeromycetes, Diversisporales, Gigasporaceae. The record is from the annotation of a GenBank genome assembly.
AUGUCCGAGUAUAAAGUUGCAUCAACAGGAAAACUAAGCUUUAAAGGAGACAAAUCCUCAAAGAAAAAGAAAAAGCGUAAAGCAGAAGAAUCAAAUGAAGAAGAAAGCAAUCAAGAAGGUUGGGUGUCUGUUGAAACUCCGGAAGAUCUGGUUGGACCUUUAUUUUUUAUAUUUAAUAGUGAACCUCUAUCAUGCCUUUUCUGUUCCGAGAAAGAUCAAUCCAUUGGUGUUCGUCCUUUGCUUGAUAAAAAACUUCAAACUUGUGAGCCCGAUGAAGUUUCUUUCGUAUUUGUGGGUUCUAGAAUAGCUGGCGGAAGUGAUACUAUAUCAUUAAAAACUUUUAAUGGUAAAUAUCUUGCUUCUGAUAAAUUUGGCGCGAUUACUGCUGAAAGAGAAGCCAUAGGUCCACAAGAAGAAUGGCGACCGGUCAUAAAGAGUGAUGGAAUUGCAUUACAAAAUGCUUAUGAUAAAUUUUUGAGUGUUGAUGAAAUUGCUGAUGGUGGAUAUAAAUUAAGAGCUGAUGUAGAGACAAUUGGUUUUUGUGAAACUUGGAACGUAAAAUGUCAAGCUAAGCUUCGUAAAAAGUCAAAGAGUACUAAGAAAGAGAGUAAGCCAAUUGGUGAAUAUGAGAUUGAACAAAUAAAAAAAUAUCAAACCUGGGGUGGUGGUCGAAUAAAGACUACCAAAGAUGAUAUAUCUGAAUUAAAGAAGGCUAAGAAGGAAGGAAACUUUUCUGAAGCAUUACUGGAUCGUCGAGAAAAAGUUAAAGCUGAUCGUUAUUAUGGUGAUUAUUACUUAGAUACUUCAACCAUGCUGCCACCUGGACCGUGGUGGGUAAAGACACGGCCUGAAUCGAACGCAGGACCUGUUGAUACAGAUAGCCACGCACAAACUGUUAAUCCAUAUCCAAGAUAA